UGCCCCAUCGUUGGUGUCAGUGGGGGCUGGAAUAGUGCCCCAUCAUUGGUGUCAGUGGGGUGGGGGGGAGGAAUAGUGCCCCAUCAUUGGUGUCAGUGGGGGUGGAAUAGUGCCCCAUCAUUGGUGUCAGUGGGGGGUGGAAUAGUGCCCCAUCGUUGGUGUCAGUGGGGGGGGGAAUAGUGCCCCAUCGUUGGUGUCAGUGGGGGGGAGGAAUAGUGCCCCAUCGUUGGUGUCAGUGGGAGGAAUAGUGCCCCAUCAUAGGUAUCAGCGGGAGGAAUAGUGCCCCAUCAUUGGUAUCAGUGGGAGGAAUAGUGCCCCAUCAUUGGUAUCAGUG
Messenger RNA from Staurois parvus, 334 nucleotides. The record is from the annotation of a GenBank genome assembly. Lineage: Eukaryota; Metazoa; Chordata; Amphibia; Anura; Ranidae.